GUCUAUUGGAGUCGUCGUCCUAAAGUGGGAGAAAGAAGAUUUGGUGAAGAAGACACGGAGACGCAUAGAGCGAGCGUGUUUGCAGUUCAGGUUAAACGCUCCUUCAUUCUUGCCAGUGACCUAAUGACGUCGCAUCUCUCUCACCACUCCCGUUUGCUGUGGAGAAAUCUGUGUUUCCCCGGGAGAAUUGGAAGUUUAUGCAAUAGGAGGAGGAACUACUCUCUCCUCUCUCCUUCUCUUUCACGCACCACCAAGUGUUUUUGCAGUUCCACUUGUAAUUUGGACGCAACGGUUUCUCAAUUCUCUAAAAGUCAACAUCUUGCGCCUGCCUCGAUAAAUCUGGAAGCUAACGCAGCAAUUAGCGCUGCUUCUUCCAAUGGCAGAGUGAUGCUUAUCGAUGGGACUUCCAUUAUUUACAGGGCUUACUAUAAGCUUUUAGCAAGGUUGAAUCAUGGUCAUCUGACUCACGCUGAUGGAAAUGCCGACUGGGUUCUGACUAUAUUCUCAGCUCUUUCUCUUAUCAUUGAUGUUUUGAAAUUUCUCCCAUCCCAUGUGGCGGUGGUGUUCGACCAUGAUGGAGUUGCUUAUGGCAGUACUUCUAAUUCGUCAAUUGGUUAUCAUUCUUCGAAAGGCAUGAACUUCCGUCAUACUCUCUACCCUGCCUAUAAAAGUAAUCGUCCUCCCACACCUGAUACCGUAGUACAAGGACUUCAAUAUCUCAAAGCGUCCAUCAAGGCAAUGUCUGUAAAGGUUAUAGAGGUGCCAGGUGUAGAAGCUGAUGAUGUUAUUGGAACACUGGCUAUGCGAAGCAUUGGUGCUGGUUAUAAAGUUCGAGUUGUCUCUCCAGACAAAGACUUCUUUCAGAUUCUUUCUCCCUCGCUUCGUCUUCUUCGAAUAGCACCACGCGGAUCAGAGAUGGUUUCUUUUGGAGUAGAAGAUUUUGCUAAAAAGUUUGGAAAUUUGAAGCCAGCCCAGUUUGUUGAUAUCAUAGCCCUUGCUGGAGACAAAUCUGAUAAUAUUCCAGGAAUUGAUGGAAUUGGGAACGUGCAUGCAGUGGAACUGUUAUCUAGAUUUGGCACAUUGGAGAAUCUGUUGCAGUCUAUUGAUGAAAUAAAGGAAGGAAAAUUAAAAGAGAGCUUAAUAGCUCACGCGGAUCAAGCCAUGCUAAGCAAGAAGUUGGCACUGUUACGGACUGAUCUCCCGGAUUACAUAGUACCGUUUGAAACAAGAGAUCUUGCUUUUAAGAAACCAGAGGACAAUGGGGAGAAAUGGAGGAGCUUGUUGGUCGCUAUAGGUGCAUACGCAGAAGGAUUUUCAGCUGAUCCAGUCAUGAGAAAAACUUUACAGUUGUGGGAGAGCCUUGAUGCAAAAAAGUAUUGAAUCAUGAUAAUGAUAUUAUGCAUCUUUUGUUGGAUGGGUGGUACAGAGAA
Messenger RNA from Brassica oleracea var. oleracea, 1430 nucleotides. Its product is annotated as DNA polymerase I. The transcript is spliced from 16 exons. Bases 124 to 1380 code for a protein of 418 amino acids. The record is from RefSeq and is a predicted model, not a curated record. Gene Ontology annotation, molecular function: 5'-flap endonuclease activity; DNA binding. Lineage: Eukaryota; Viridiplantae; Streptophyta; Magnoliopsida; Brassicales; Brassicaceae. Gene Ontology annotation, biological process: DNA replication, Okazaki fragment processing.